UAAACCCUAUCAGGUCAAGCUGAUGACCUUUCUUGUGGCCGAGACGGUGGACUUCGUUGGGCAGAUUUAUGUAGAGACAACAGAGAAACGGAAAGGAGGAAGGUUUGGAGAUAAUACCGGCCAUCAAAAUCUCGGAGAGAGACGGCUAACGACAUCUUUUUCAUGAAUUUACCGCUCCCACCCAACCUGUACUCGCCACGGAGUGAUGGCCAGCACAUGAUGGCUGGGUAUUCACCACCAUACGGGGACCCACCUAGAAAAAAACCAAAAGUUGGAAACGACAGUAUGAAGAUUUACUUAGAACCUCCUUGUCCUGACUCCUCAAGAAACCCACAACAGAACCGUCCUUCAGCUGGCACACCUUACAUCCCCAGUUAUAUGGACCUAACCAAUGGUCCAGAACCAUGCGUGGUGUGCAGUGAUGCAGCAACUGGUUAUCACUACCGCUGUAUGACCUGUGAAGGCUGUAAGGGUUUCUUCAGAAGGACUAUUCAGAAAAAUCUUAAAUACCACUGUAAGUGGAACAAUAAUUGUAUCAUUGACAAGACAACCCGCAACCAGUGUCAAGAAUGCCGCUUUAGAAAAUGCUUGACUGUUGGCAUGGCAACUGAUUUGGUCCUUAAUGAGAAGCAGAGAGUAGCUAAGAGAAAAUUAAUCGAAGAAAAUCGUGAGCGGCGUCGCAUGGAACAGAUGCGUCUGAAGCUGAAACAAGAACACUGCAUGCACGACUCCAUGACUGAGGAUGACAAGAUGCUGGUCCAGGAUAUUGUGGCUGCCUAUGAGCAAACUUCUGUAAAUGUGACAAAAAAUUACACGAUACCUCGUUGUGAGGAUGAAGAGAAAUUGGAUCGAACAAACCCAGAGGUGUGGCAGCAGCUAGCCGAGAUAAUGACGCCAUCUAUUGUGAAAGUGGUUGAAUUUGCGAAACAAGUGCCAGGAUUUGUCAAUUUAAAUGUAGAUGACCAGAUUCUGCUUUUGAAGUCAUGCUGUAUGGAAAUUAUGUGUCUGCGAGCAGCAUGCCGUUAUAACCCAGAUGACCAGACCUUGACCCUACAGAGUGGCCUGACACUAAACAAGGCUCAGAUGAGAGGAGGGGGCUUUGGUCUCCUUGUGGAACCCAUCUUUGAGUUUGCUAUGAGCCUGGCCAAGUUAAAAUUGGAUAAGACUGAGAUUGCUCUGUUAGCUGCUGUGUUGUUGAUGCAGUCAGAUCGUACAGGUUUAAAAGAACCUGAAAGUGUGGAAAAGCUCCAGGAUGCUGUGUUGGGGGCAUAUAAACGCUAUAUAGCAGAACGCAGGCCAGACCAGCCAGUUCAUUGGGCAAAGAUUCUGAUGAAAGUCACGGAUCUUCGCACAAUCAGCACAAGACAUGCAGAGCGAGUUCUGUGCAUAAAAUUGGAUUGCCCCGGUGAAAUUCCACCACUGUUCCUGGAAAUGUUUGACGAAGGUGAGCAGCAGAAUAACGACAGGCGACAAGCAAUGGAGUUGCUGAAGACUGAACAGUCAAAUCUUGUCAAUCACAUGUUGCCUCCGCCUCCAAUGAGGCAUGAUCCAGGCUCCUACACAGUGCAGAUGCCUGACCAGAACCCAUUUCAUCCACAGUCGAAGCCAGAUCGAAUGUAUGCGUCCCCUCCACCAAAGUCAGAGGACCUCUAUAUCAACAGCUGUCAGUAAACUGCAAAAGACAGGAAGCAAAUCUGCGUUUGCCAUAUCUUUCUUAUAAUUGUCACUCCAGCUUUCUUCUUUGUGUGAACUUGAAUAGCCAUCAAAUAUAUUUCAACACUUGUCACAAGAAUAUCUUAAAAAGAUUUAUUUGGCAAGAUUUUGUCUGUCUGUUUUGGACUGAAGGGUGCUAUUUUUGGUGUUUUCUUAGCAGUCUGUACUGUGUGUGGUAGUGUGCAGUUUUUUCUUACAUUCAAUCAUGCAUUGAAACAAUGAGAUUGAAAUGUUUCUACUCUUAUUGCAUAAGAUAGUGCUUUUUUUUCUGUGCUUUCUAGCUUCAAGCGGCUAUAAGCUGCAGACCUAUAGGUUGCAAAAAUCCAAAGGAAGAUAAAUUUUGCAAGAUAAUUCUCAGUCUUUUUUUUUAAAUUUUUUUUCAAAAAAUAAAAUGGGAAAUGCACACGAUCAUUAAAUGAAUCUUGAGAUACAUAAAUUGUAUUGUCACUUUCCAUUGUAGGUGUUCCCAUAUUUUUAGUAGAUAAUAUGCAGUCACUGCAAUGUUGUAGAUAUGUUCAUUAGAUGCACAUUUGAUUAUUACUCAUAAAUUUCAGUUGUCUUUUUUUCCGUUAAGAUUGAUGGAGACUUAUAAUUUUUAAUUACUCAUUGGAAAAAAAAAACGAAAAAAAAAAUUCUUCUCUUUUAUGAAUCCAACUGUCAUUUUAGAUGUUAUGACCAAAGCAUUGUUUUGGGAGAAAAGGGGAAAUUUAUCUUUGCUUUUAUUUUCUCUUUUUUCUCUAAUUAAUGAGUAAUUACAGUCAGUGCAUUGAGGUAAGACACUUAAUAUAUAUUUUAAGUACAUGAGGCAAGUACAUAUCAGUGGGGUUAGUCUUUGUCUGGAAUUAUUCUGAAAUCUUGUCAUCUACACAGAUAGGAAAGCAAUUUAUUAGAUGUAGAUAGGUUCAUCAUAUGUUGUAGAAAUACUCCACUAAGGAGCGAAUUGUAAGCAGAUGGUUGUUAUGGGAUUUUGGUCAGUAACUUAUUCAUAUUAUUGGGUUAAACAUCAGUUAAGCAUCUCUUUAUAAAUUUAAGUGAAUGUGAUUCCUUGUAGCAAGUUUAAACAUUGCAAACCUGCAGACGGAACUUAUAAAUCAAAAGUUAUUUUUCUUGACCAGACUUUUGGAUAUUCUGUUGCCUAUUUGAUAUUCUGCCAUAUAUAUUUUCACUUCCAAGAUCUUUUGUGCCUUUUUUUUUUCUCCACUUGAUGCCCGUUUGAUAGUAACUACCUAGGGAAUAUUUUCUAUCAAAACCAUUAGGUUGACUGUGAUUUCAUCUUGCCAAAAAUAUAUUUAGAAAAACCCUCAUGGCAACAUUAUGAGCAAUGAAAAGCCAAUUUAAGUUGUUAUAUCAAGUUCUUGAAUUUAUAAAGGGAUGACCUUUACUGGAUGUUAGUAUGACUGUGCAUAAUGUUCGCUACCCGGUGACAUGUUAACAAAGUGAUGUAGAUCAGUGGUAACUGCUAGUCUUUUUCUCUCUUACUAGAUAAGUAGUAUUUUAGGUAGUUUCUUAUAUAGUGUUGUUAUUUUCCCAAUUGUGUUGGUGGCAAGGCUUUCUAGUCCAUAGUUGUUAUUAGUCCAAAAAAGUGAGCUCAUGUGGCAGCCAAGAGUGCUGUGUUUCAAGAUAACUUUUUGACCUCUCCCUGUAAGUGGUCAUUCUCCUGCUCUAACACACUGUUAAGUCUGUUCUAAUCAACUGAAAAAGUUGCAAAAGUCCAACGUCGAGGUCUUCAACUUUUAUUCUUUAAGUUUUUGUAGUAGAAAGUUAUUUCAACCCCUUAAGUCUACAACAGUUGAAUUAAUCAUUCGUAGUUUCCAAGUUGAAUGCGUUUCUGCCCAGCUUUUUGGGCAAAGAGGUAGAAAUUUGAAGGUUUUAAUACCAGACUGUUACUGUGAAAUGCCAAAGAAAGUGUGCGAAGUAGUGAUGUCUGAUGUAUAGUGCAUGUCGGAUAUUGUACAUGUACUUAAAAUGGUAAGGAGUAGAAAAAAAAGGUCUGCUAUUUGCUGUAUAUAUACAUAUAUACAUACAUAUAUAUCUAUCUAUAUAAGUAAUGUGGUCAUACGAGGUGAUGUUGAUAAUAUCCAGAUAAAUCUGGCUCAGAAACAUUGUUAUUAUUAUCAUAAUAAUCUACAUCAUUGGUACGUGAUUUAGUUGCUUAGACUGAUGUUUGAUGAUUACAACACACAAUGAAGAUGCUGGGAGAAGUUGACCGUGGGCACCAGUAUGUUAAAUAGGCAGCAUGUUGACUUGUGCUGUAACAUUGGACACCAGUUGAAGUUUAGAAACCGUACUAGAAGCGGUAUCAGUAGUAAUGUUAAUGCUUAUUGGAUUAUGUUUUGUAAACAUUGUUUACUAUUAUCAUUAUUGUUGUUAUUGUAAAUUAGGGUUAAGGUAUGUAUUAAAAACCAAAUUUUAUGAUGCCAUAUAUAAGAUUGAAGAUGAAGAGGAGGGAAGGUGGGUUGGAAGGGGGUGGCCAAGUGCCACGCGAGGAGGUAAACAGCUCAUGGGGUUUUCUUUAGAAAGUGCAUCGGAGUACAUGGCCCCCUAAACAAACAAUGCACUGCUUUUUUUUCCUACUGGAGCAUGUAAAUAAUGAAAUAGAUCAGUAGAUCUUAUAUAAUUAUCAAGUUGAGUAUUGCAUGUUGGUUACAUUAAAUUCAGAGAAAUAUGUCUGUCUUGUAUAUGCUUUGAGGUUACUUCUGUAAAUUGAAACUGUUCCAGAUGUUUUAAACAUCAGAUAAUAGUUUUUAGACUGUUUUUAUUAUUCAUUUCUCAAAAAUACUCCUGGAGUUUUUGUAACACUGUGGGUUAUGUCUCCUACCAUUAGCACAGCAUUGCAAGUAGCUUGCUUGAAUGCCAUAUCAUCUUUUUACUGAGUAGUUCUCAUAGAUAUGACGUCUUUUAUCUUAUGCAGAUGGAAGAAGAGCCGUUAUGUAUUAUAGGAUUCCAUUGUCGUGAAGUGUCACGGCUUUAAUUGCUUCUGCUUUACUAUACAGCCAGCCCUACCUCACUGUAUAAAAAUGUGUAGGCACUGUCCAUUUAUCUUAAUCCUCAGAGGGGAGACUAUUGUUUUUAAUUGUAGAUUGUUAAAAGUAUCACUUAUUAUGAUAAUGACAAUAAUUAAUAUUAUACUGUGGGUAUAGCUCUUAAUUCCUUCUUAGUAGACAGGCAGUACACGUAUGUGUGUGUAUACAUAUACACACAUUUAUGUACUGUAAAUAUAUAUAUAUAAACAUAUAUAUCAUAUAUGGCUCUUUGUUGGGCUAAAUACAUUGUAAGGAAAGGAGUGCACUGUCAUGCUCUUUAUAUUUAAACAGUGAUUUCAUCAUUUGUUCACUAAAUAUAUAUAUAUACCCCUGCAUGCUACUGUUGCAAGGCAUGUAAAUGUUUGCAACGUUGAGCAAGUGUGUCCAUAUAAUAAAUGUAUAGGUAUGUUAUAUAUGUGUAUCUCACCUGUAUAAGAUA
Molecule: messenger RNA, 5175 nt
Organism: Lingula anatina
Lineage: Eukaryota; Metazoa; Brachiopoda; Lingulata; Lingulida; Lingulidae
Product: thyroid hormone receptor beta-A
Biological process (GO): positive regulation of transcription by RNA polymerase II; negative regulation of transcription by RNA polymerase II; retinoic acid receptor signaling pathway
Molecular function (GO): zinc ion binding; nuclear receptor activity; RNA polymerase II cis-regulatory region sequence-specific DNA binding
Source: RefSeq, a predicted model, not a curated record